GCUUACGUGGAGUACUCAAACGAGCUCGACGCACUUACUCCUUCGAUGGUGACUUGGCAACCGUAUCUUGAUCCAUAUUUCGCCAGCAUACAGUUGAGCAGCAUGUGCUCAAUAGACGAGAACCUCUACCUCAUGAGGUGUCCCCUCAUCUGUUUUUAUGCUGUUGAGUACCACUUGCCACACAGAGUUGCUCGACAGUUCGGAUUGCGCCAGGAGUUUCCGGUGGAGCCAUUCUCGACUUCAAUAGAACUUCAUAAGUUCGACAGACAGAGACAGAAGAAGGUCACGGACUUCGAGACGCACCAUCGUGAUUACAUUGAUGAAUGGGCCCAGCAGGGGGAUCUGAACAAUGAGAAUGACCAGGCGCACACAAACUACAACUUCCGGAGUUGUCAGACUGCACUAGAAGCGGCGGAGCACUGGCACUGCUGCAGCGGUUGUGCCGUCCACUCGAGAAUCAGCUGA
Molecule: messenger RNA, 465 nt
Organism: Zea mays
Lineage: Eukaryota; Viridiplantae; Streptophyta; Magnoliopsida; Poales; Poaceae
Product: serine/threonine-protein phosphatase 7 long form homolog
Exons: 4
Coding region: 46-465 (139 amino acids)
Biological process (GO): meristem maintenance; meristem development
Source: RefSeq, a predicted model, not a curated record